Chlorocebus sabaeus (green monkey) is the source of this 1577-nucleotide messenger RNA. The record is from RefSeq and is a predicted model, not a curated record. Lineage: Eukaryota; Metazoa; Chordata; Mammalia; Primates; Cercopithecidae.
AUGGCGAAGCCGCUGACGGACAACGAGAAGCGGAAGCAGACUGGCGUGCGCGGCCUGGUGGGGCUGGGCGACGUGGCUGAGGUGCGGAAGAGCUUCAACCGGCACUUGCACUUCACGCUGGUCAAGGAUCGCGAAUGUGGCCACGCCUGCGACUACUUCUUGGCGCUGGCGCACACGGCAGGGACCACCUGGUGGGCCGCUGAUCCGCACGCAGCAGCAUUUACUACGAGCGCGACUCCAGCCCGCGCCCUCCCCGGGGCACAUGAUGCCGAGCUCCGGAGCCUGGCGGAUGUUCCGGUCUCUUUUCUGGCCGUGCGCUUCCCGCGCUGGCUGCAGAGCUCGCUCCCCUGCCCUGCCUCCAGCCACCUUUUGUUUUCCUGCAGCAGCCUGUGGGAGAAGAUGGGACUGGAACCCGGCCUGGGCAGCCUUGUGGGUUGGAAGAGGAUCCUGAGCAACAAGGACGUGGUCUGUUGGCAGCUCCUGACCCCUGAGGAUUACCAGCGAUUUCUAGACCUGAGCAUCUCCAUUGCUGAAAACCGCAGUGCCUUCAGCUACCAUUGCAAGACCCCAGAUUGCAAGGGAUGGUGCUUCUUUGAGGAUGAUGUCAACGAGUUCACCUGCCCUGUGUGUUUCCAUGUCAACUGCCUGCUCUGCAAGGCCAUCCACGAGCAGAUGAACUGCAAGGAGUAUCAGGAGGACCUGGCCCUGCGGGCUCAGAAUGAUGUGGCUGCCCGGCAGACGACAGAGAUGCUGAAGGUGAUGCUGCAGCAGGGCGAGGCCAUGCGCUGCCCCCAGUGCCAGAUCGUGGUACAGAAGAAGGACGGCUGCGACUGGAUCCGCUGCACCGUCUGCCACACCGAGAUCUGCUGGGUCACCAAGGGCCCACGCUGGGGCCCCGGGGGCCCAGGAGACACCAGCGGGGGCUGCCGCUGCAGGGUGAAUGGGAUUCCUUGCCACCCAAGCUGUCAGAACUGCCACUGAGCAAGUGGUGGGACCCCAUGCUGACCCAGCCCCACAUCCACAUUCUGUUACGGGGCAGGGCUGGGCUUGGGACUUUGGCUCCAACUUCUGGCUGGGAGAUGCUUUUGUGCGGAGACCAAGUCCCUGAGCUUCGUGGACGGCCUUGCUUGCUGUAGCGUUGUAGGGGCCCUGCCUGCACUGCUGUUGUCCAUGGUCACAUCUGCCCCAGUGCGUUUGUCCUUCCCUUGGGGCUUGCCAGCCAGACUUCUCUCCCCUGCAGCUCCCACCUCUGCCUGACCCCAGCCUUAAACACAGCCCCUGGCCAGAGGCCUUGCUGGGUGGAGCCUCUGUGUGACUCCAUACUCCGCCCACCACAACACUCAUCUUUCGAAUACCAAGCACUCUCAGCCUCCCUGCCUUCCCCUGUCAGCUUUCCAGGGCUAACUGUUCUCUGCCUUUGUGGUUGGAGGCCCGGGGCGCUUAGAACUCUUGCUAACCUGUUCAGAGCCGGGAAGGAGACUGGGCAGUUUUGAAAGCACAGCUCCUCAGGUCCAGUUCUGCGUCUCCCUCUCUGCAGCGUUUGUAAGCUAUUAUAAUUAAAAUGGUUUUCUGGGAAA